Entrophospora candida is the source of this 210-nucleotide messenger RNA. The record is from the annotation of a GenBank genome assembly. NCBI's taxonomy places the organism in Eukaryota, Fungi, Glomeromycota, Glomeromycetes, Entrophosporales, Entrophosporaceae.
UGGACUAGAGAUGCCAAAAAAGGGGAAGUGGAAAGUAAGAUAAUCAUUAAUUCCAAACAAAUUGAUCAGAUUAUUCCGCAGGAUUUCCCUAAUAUUGAUCAUGGAGAAAAGAAAGAUAAGCCCGGCAACAAUUUAGAAGAUAAAUUAAAAGAACUUCAGCAGUCAAUUCAAAACUUACAAGAAAAAGGAAAGUUCAAUGAAAAGAUUUGA